GCAAGCAUGCUGCUUUUUGCAGACGCUGUCGACCGGACCAGUUUGGACUGUUCUCCCCAAUGCAACCCUCCGCCAUCUGUUCACCACCCAAUUGAGCCUCGGGGUUGUUUUCUUUCUUUCUCUUUGUAUUUUAACCCCUUUUCUUUUUAUCCUCCAUGCUUUUGAAUGUAAAAAAAAAAAAAAAAAAAAAAAAAAAAAACAUCAUUGUAGAUAGUCUAAUCUUGCAAAUGCAUCGCCUUGUGUGUGCGUAAACCAGCAUCCACUUGGGAACAGGUUGCAGGGAGCUUCAUUUUAUUUUUUUUAUUUUUUUUUUACAACAAUGGCUGACAGUAAUGCAGAAUGCAAUAUCAAGGUGCUGUGUCGUUUUCGUCCACUCAACCGGUCAGAAAUCCUGCGUGGAGAUAAGUUCAUCCCGGUGUUCCAAGGUGAAGACGCCGUUCUCCUUGGGGGGAGGUGCUACGUGUUUGACCAGGUGUUCGCCACCACCGCCACCCAGGAGCAGGUCUACAACACCUGUGCCAAGCACAUUGUCAAAGAUGUACUGGGCGGAUACAACGGGACCAUCUUCGCUUACGGCCAGACGGCCUCGGGAAAAACUCACACUAUGGAGGGAAACCUUCAUGACCCUCAGGGGAUGGGCAUCAUCCCCCGGAUCGCAGAAGACAUUUUCGAACACAUUUUCGCCAUGGACGAGAACCUGGAAUUCCACAUCAAGGUAUCCUACUUUGAGAUCUACAUGGAUAAGAUUCGGGACCUGCUCGAUGUGACCAAAACCAAUCUGUCAGUGCACGAAGACAAAUACAGAGUCCCUUAUGUGAAGGGUUGCACUGAACGCUUUGUCACCAGUCCAGAAGAGGUGAUGGACGUGAUAGACGAGGGCAAGGUCAACCGCCACGUCGCCGUCACCAACAUGAACGAGCACAGUUCGCGCAGUCACAGCAUCUUCCUGAUCAGCAUCAAGCAGGAGAAUGUGGAGACGGAGCAGAAGCUCACCGGAAAACUCUACCUGGUGGACCUGGCCGGGAGUGAGAAGGUCAGUAAGACGGGCGCCGAGGGAGCCGUGCUGGACGAGGCCAAGAACAUCAACAAGUCUUUGUCGGCCCUCGGAAACGUCAUCUCGGCUUUGGCCGAAGCAACGAAGUCCCACGUGCCGUACCGUGACAGCAAAAUGACGCGCAUCUUGCAGGGCUCGCUGGGGGGCAACUGUCGCACCACCAUGUUCAUCUGCUGCUCCCCCUCCAGCUACAACGACGUCGAGACCAGGUCCACGCUCAUGUUCGGCCAAAGGGCAAAGACCAUCCGAAACACGGUGACGGUGAACCUUGAGCUCACCGCCGAGCAGUGGAAGAGGAAGUACGAGAAGGAGAAGCAGAAGAACAGGUCGCUAAAGGAGACCGCGCGCAGACUCGAGGCUGAGCUGAGCUGCUGGAGGAAUGGUGAGGUUAGAGGAGGGUCAAAGGACAAGAUGGUCCCGCCGCCCGACUGCGAGGAGCUGGACAUCUGCAGCCCGUGCUCCCUGACCUCCUCCAUCGUGGUGCACAUCUCCAAUGAGGAGCGUCACAAGUACGAGGACGAGAUCCGGAAGCUCUACAAGCAGCUGGAUGACAAGGAUGCUGAGAUUGACUACCAAAGUCAGAUGGUGGAGAAACUGAAGGAGGAGAUGCUGAAGCAAGAGGAGUUCCUGGCGUCCUCCAGGGGCGACGGCGAGAGGGUGCAGUCAGAGUUGGGCCGGCUGCAGACGGAAAACGAGUGCUCCAAGGCGGAGGCGAAGGAGGUGCUGCAAGCCCUGGAGGAGCUGGCGGUCAACUACGACCAGAAGAGCCUGGAGGUGGAGGAGAAGAGCGUGCAGAACAAGCUGCUGGCUGAGGAGCUCGCCAAGAAAAUGACUCGCCUGGUGGCGUUGGAGGCGGAGCUUUCCCACAUCCAGGAGGCGAGCCGCCACCAGAGGAAGCGCAUCGCCGAGGUCCUCAACGGGCUGAUGAGGGACCUGAGUGAGUUCGGCGCCAUCGUGGGCAACCGGGACGUCAAACUGUCCACGGAGAUCACGGACGUCAUCGAGGAGGAGUUCACGCUCGCCCGCCUCUACAUCAGCAAGAUCAAGUCGGAGGUGAAGUCCAUGGCGAAGCGUUGCCGCCGCUUGGGCAGCCUUCAGGCAGAGUGCCAGCGUAAGAUGGAGGAGACGGGCAGGCAGCUGUCCUCCUGCCACCUCCUCGUCGCACAGCACGAGGCCAAGAUCCGCUCGCUGACCGAGUACGCUCAGGACGUGGAGCGCAAGAGGAGGCAGCUGGAGGAAAGCUACGACUCCCUGGCGGAGGAGCUGGCCCAGGUCCAAGCUCGAGAGACCGUGUCACAGUUAGCCAGCGGGGAGAAUGACUCUGUCCAGGGAUGCUGUGACAUCCAGAGGCUUCUGGAGCAGCAGAUGGAGUCGCACCGCACGGCGCACAGCGAGCAGCUCGGCCACCUGCGCGACAAAAUCAAUGAGCAGCAGGGGAUCGUCAACGACUUAACCCACUGGAACCAGAAGCAGGAGCUGGAGCUGGAGCAACUGCACAGCGACUACGAGCGUCUCCGCGGACGAGAGCGUCAAAAGAGCAGACAGCUGGAGGAGCUGACAUUUCUCCACGAGAGACACGAGCAGUCCAAGCAGGACCUAAAGGGCCUGGAAGAGACGGUGGCCCGCGAGCUGCACAGCCUCCACAACCUGCGCAGGUUUUUUGUCCAAGACCUCACCACUCGCGUGAGAAAGAGUGCAGAUAUGGAGCGUGACGGCAGCGGCGGAUACAUCACCCAGAAGCAAAAAAUUUCCUUUCUGGAGAACAAUCUUGACCAGCUGACAAAGGUCCACAAGCAGUUGGUCCGCGACAAUGCAGACCUCCGCUGCGAGCUCCCGAAGCUGGAGAAGCGUCUUCGGUCCACCGCCGAGCGAGUCAAGGCGCUGGAGGGCGCCCUGAAGGAGGCCAAAGAAGGCGCCAUGAAGGACCGACAGCGGUACCAGCAGGAACUGGAGCGCAUCAAGGACGUCAUGAUGAGGGCCAGGAAUCCCUUCCGACGUCCUCACGCCGCACAUAUAGCUAAGCCUGUGCGUCCUGGCCACGCCUCACCCACGCACACCCUCUUCACCCGAGGCCUCAGCGAGCACCCUGUUUCAGUGAGUGACGAUUCACCCCGCGCUGGCCCGCCAGCUCCACAAGCUGCCACUCCAGCACCGGAGAGCGGUCGCACUGCCCCCGAAACCAACCAGAACCGACCCGCUGGAUGCUUGGACCACCAAAACAAUGCUCAGAACAUGCCUCUGCCGAGUCAAGCCGACACCGCCGAGAUGCUCGAUUCAGAAAACGGAAACACCAAAGACAUUAAUGACAACAGCAUGUGUAUGAACGACAACGGCGUGUCUACCAGCGACGUCUGUGACAAUCGGGACCCGAGCAAACUCGACAGCUUGCACUCGAGAGGCCACCGCCAGCUCAUAGAAAAGCUAGCAGCUGAUCAGCCGUCUUUGUAGCUUCGUCCUCACCUGCUGUAACACGCCUCCAUCUUCUUCCUGCUAUUCUGUUAUGUCCAAGGACUGCGUGUGAUGGAAAUGUGCAUUGCCAGAGGUCACCACUAGCUGGUGCUGUUUGUCAUAAACUACUAUUAAUGUUAUUUUUUUUCCUUUUUUAUCAUUACCAUAUUUCCUCAAAUAGUGUCCCUUACUCUAAUACUCUAAUCCAUGCCGUAAUUAUUUGCAGUGUAGGUUGUUCCACUUCCUCAAAUAGAAGAACUUCCUUUUCCGCUGUUUUUUUCACAAAGACGUUCAAAAGUUAACUAUUGAGUCCGUUUUUAACUCUGUUGGUCACAUAAACAGCAGCACUUACCGAAGCACAUAAACAGUCUCGCAGUUGGAUUCAAAUGUGGAGUUCUACCGGGUGUUGUAAAUUCCUCGCGCGUUAUUAACGAUGUUGUUUUAACGUUAACUGUCUUACGUUUUGUGGAGAGAGCGCUUAAUGUUCCGGUAGACUCUGAUGUGCGGUCGCUCCACAAUGUUGUCUGUGUCCAUUUUUAGCCACCUUAUUAGUGCUGCUUUGUCUGACUCAGCUGUUGUUGUUUCUUUAUGUGGCGACAGUGUCUUUAGUGGCGAUUAGCAAUGCAGUGGAUACCAACUUGUGGUCCCUCCACAAUGUUGUGUGCGUUUGUUUAUGUUCAGGGUAGCUAUGCAACGUAUUCUUUUUGGCCCACCUGUUGCUGUUUUUGCUUGUUCAUAAUGCAGAGACAGGCACUUUGCCAUGAAUGUCGGUCCAGUCGACUCUGACUUGUGGUAACGCCACAAUGUUGUGUCGGUCCAUGUUUAUGUUCUGGGAAGCUAGGUGACUUGAUAGUUCUGCACAGUCUGCCUUAUUUCUUGCUAUUUUGUUAUGUGGAGAUAAUAUUUGUAGUUAUUACGACUUGUCGUUGCUCCACAAUGUUGUGUUCCGGGGAGCUACGCAACUUCGUUUGUCCCAGUCUGCCUCAUUUCUUGCCAUUUUUCCAUAACAAUCAUUUUUAUUUUGUAUUAAACGCCCAAUUUCACUUGACAAUAGAGGCCUCACCCAAUCCCAGCCACUGUAUGAGGAAAUAUGGUAUUACUAUAGGGAUAUUUUUUUGACAACAGACUGUGUUGUUCUGUUCUGUACUGUAUGCCCCCCACACCCCACCAACCCCUUUGCAGCCAAAUCUGUACUGAAAUAAAAAUAUAUAAAAAGAGUAUUUUUAAACAUAUACAAAACGAUAAAAAUAUAUGAGAAUAUAGUAGUUUCUUUUCCACUGCUGGACCAUGCCAUUCUGGUUACUCAGACAGGAGUGAAUUAUGCAUCUGUUAGGUCUAUUUUUAGCCUUGGAUGAAUGCAUGUUUUAGAGUGUAGUUCCGGCAGAGUGUGUGCUAAUGUGUGUGCCUGUGUGUAUGUAUGUGUGUGCGCACAUUGGUGUUUAUAGUACCUUGUCAGGAGGAUCAAUGAAUAUAUACAUACGCUGUAUGUAAUAUAUCAAAUAGGAUCAGGGUUAUUCCCAAAUGAGGAUUUUGAAAUGCUGGCAGGUUCACAACGCUCACCUCCGCCAACAUAAUGUUCUCAUACCUUUUUGGUUUUACACAAACUGAUGAUAUUCUUUCAAUUUUUCCAAAAGAUCAUGACUUUGCACACACACACAUAUAUAUGUAUAUAUACAUAUAUCUUUCAUGAAAUAUGAAUAGAUUUGUCGCAUGUUUGGAAUAACCUAAAAUCUGAGGGAAAUUAUAAUUUAUGUUAAAUCAAGUAAUCAGAAGCAGUAGUUAUUGCCACAUAAUCACAUAUUUAUGUGGUGAUUUAAAUCCAUCCAUCCAUCCAUUUUCCAUCCGGAGUGCCCGGAGAAAAGCCACGCAGGCACGGGGAGAACAUGCAAACUCCACACAGGCGGGGGCGGGGAUUGAACCCGUGUCAUCAGAACUGUGAGGCAGACGCUCUAACCAGUCUCCCACCGUGCCGCCGUGAUUUAAAUCACCCUGAUAAAAAAUCCCUCAGAUUUUAUUGCAGCCGUAAAAAUUUGAAACCACUCCUGAAAAAUGACAACAAUUGAGUUAGCCCACUCUAGUUCUCAGUGUCGCAAUUAUUAGAGUUGUAUAAGUUGAAUGGCGUCUGUCAGGGUUUAAAAGUGAUGCUAUGAUGCAAAAGCACGGGGUAAAAGAUGUGAAGCAACUAUUUUUAAGUAUAUGAUCGGUACUUCCAGUUUGAGAGACAAUGUAUUAUCUCUAUUUAUUUUGCUACUUUUUAUUUAUGAGCGGCUGUUUAAUGUGCAACAUUUGUUUUCAUUGGCUUAGUGUUACUCUUUUGCAAAAUACUAAAAGUUAUCCCGUCGAAAAUAUAUUUUUCAAUUGUUAUUAUUAUGGUUAGUUAGGCUGAUGAUGACGCUGAGGUUACACGUGCACACUCGUACAUAUGACCUCAUCCAACAGUCUGUUGACUUCGGACCUCAAAUCCAAGUUCAGUGCACCCUGGAUGAGUCACGUUACGUGUGAUUGAUGAUUUGAUUGAUUACUGUCGUCCGUCACGCGUCCUGAUUAACAAGUCAGGAAGUGAGGGUUGUGUGCGCCUGUGUGUGUGAAACAGGUGCGCUUGUGAAUACUUAGCAAGCUGUCUUUCUCUUUUAACUUUUUAAACAAGACUAGUGAGGCUUAACAUAUGCAUGAGGCACUUUAUUGUUAUUAUUCUGAUGUGUCUGUGACUCGUUUUCUCACUUUGUUCCUGUGUCCCCAAUUUCGCACCUUUUAUUUUACAGUAUUUCUACUGUAUGUAGUUAGUUGUGUUUAUUAAUUGCAUUUGUUUAACUUUUACUUUAUUUUUUCAUAGUUUUUUUCAAUUGGUUUUAGUUUUAAGUGAUUAAGUUUUAAUCCCAUUUAAUUUUUUCAUGUGGCUUGAUUUUUCAUUUUAUUUUCUAUGCAUUUGUUUUGCUUAUUUUAUUCAGAUUUCUUUUAAUUCUGUUUUAAUUUGUUUGCAGCAAUUUAGUUGAAUGUUAUUUUCAUUUCAUUUAUUUAGUUUAUUUUAGCUUCUUUUAUUUUUAUUUAAUUUUAUCUAAAUUUUACUUAUUUUUUUUUAUUUGUUUCAUAUUUAUUUUACUUAUUUUAUUUUAUUUGUGAUUUUUAAUUGAUUUUAGUUUUUAAAAGCCUGCAGUGAUUCCAUUGGAAUUUUAUUUUAUCGUUAUUUCCUUAGUUGCUUUUUUCAUUUUUACUUAUUUGGUUUACUUAAUACUGUGAUUGCUUUGGAAUUUCAUUACAUUUUGAUGUAUGACGUCAGCAGGCACCUUAAGCUUGUGGUUAGCACAGCCGUCUCACAGUUCUGAGGUUGGGGGUUUGAAUCCGGGCUGCGGACUUCCGGUUUCCUCCCACAUCUCAAAAACAUGCUUGUUAGGUUCAUUGAAGACUCUAAAUUGUCCUUACGUGUAAAUGUGAGUGUGAAUUUGUUGUCAGUACGUGCCCUGCGAUUGGCUGUCGACCAGUUCAGGGUGUACCCUGCCUCUCGCUUGAAGUCAGAUGGAUGGAUGUUUUAGUUAAUUAUUGGAUUAUUAUAUUUUGUAAUUUCAGUUCAUGUAGUUUUCAGUGCCCCAGUGUGAACUCAAGCAAACUUUGGUUAAUCAAUUGCAAUAUGUUGACACAACCUAUAGAAACCACAAGUUGAAUGGGAAUAACCUCUCAUCAAUAAUAAAAAAAUAAAUAAAUAGCAAAACAAGUGUCCUGACAUGCACUGUGAUUGUAAACUGUGCAGUGUGCAAAAUGACAUCGAUUUGUUUUUAGUCUUCUUGCUCUGUUUAUCUAUAUGAAAAUAUCGCGUAACUGAGAUGUUCUACCGUAGCGUUAAAUAUGCAGAAAUAGAAGAAUGACAAGAAUGUUGGGGAAGUACAAACAAAACAAAAAAAUGGUGACAAAUUGUAUGUUUGUAUCAUGGUGUAUUGUUGCAUUUAUAUCUCCCGUGUGAUGUUGUGCAUGCGGUGCUUUCCCUUUGUAGCAGAAGCUGACAAACACACUUGUCCUCCAAUUCAAUCUCCUUUCAAUAAAAAAAAGGACUGAGAGUGUAUAGAA
Messenger RNA from Phyllopteryx taeniolatus (common seadragon), 7561 nucleotides. RefSeq names its product kinesin family member 5A, b (gene kif5ab). Gene Ontology annotation, biological process: microtubule-based movement; mitotic spindle organization. The transcript has 29 exons. Bases 320 to 3502 code for a protein of 1060 amino acids. The record is from RefSeq and is a predicted model, not a curated record. Lineage: Eukaryota; Metazoa; Chordata; Actinopteri; Syngnathiformes; Syngnathidae. Gene Ontology annotation, molecular function: microtubule motor activity; microtubule binding; ATP binding.